AUGCCGCUGCAGUCAGUUUGCAAAUUGCCAGCUCCUGCGCAUCGCAUCUCGACCGGACCAAGCAAGCAAGCAAGCACCCAGCACCACGAUGUCAAAGACCUCCUCCAAACAGCGACCAAGUCGGAGUGCCUCGAGCUGUUCCGAGCACUGAAGAACAAGGACGAGCUUUCCCACUCGUGCAAGGAGAUCAUGCAGAUGAUCACUGCCAACGACAAGGGCGUCAUGGAGAACGAUGCGCUCAACACUCAUGGCGGCAGCCGGACGCGCGGCGGAAUUAGCCACGCUGCGCUGCAACGCCGUUUCACGGGCAAAAUGUCGGGCGUCAGACUUUCCGGCUAAGGAGCUUCGGAGACUGUAAGACCAAAUUCAGUCGAGUCCGAGCCCAGCCCCACUCGUUGCGUAGUAAACUCAUCACCAAGUCAUGUAGGAGAGCCGUGUAGAGGGGUGAAGUCGGCCAGGGGCGGCCGAGAGCAGCUGUACCAAUACCCCCUCGCAAAAUCUCCGUCGUUGAAGCAUUAGCUUUAAUUCACCCAAUAAAAUACCCUUUUCAAGAA
This is a messenger RNA of Phytophthora infestans T30-4, 554 nucleotides long. RefSeq lists its product as uncharacterized. NCBI's taxonomy places the organism in Eukaryota, Oomycota, Peronosporomycetes, Peronosporales, Peronosporaceae. Bases 1 to 339 code for a protein of 112 amino acids. The record is from RefSeq and is a predicted model, not a curated record. The transcript is spliced from 2 exons.